This is a messenger RNA of Propithecus coquereli (Coquerel's sifaka), 2686 nucleotides long. It is a transcript of the gene ERCC4, whose product is annotated as excision repair cross-complementation group 4. The transcript is spliced from 10 exons. Gene Ontology annotation, biological process: nucleotide-excision repair involved in interstrand cross-link repair; resolution of meiotic recombination intermediates; double-strand break repair via homologous recombination. Gene Ontology annotation, cellular component: nucleotide-excision repair factor 1 complex. Lineage: Eukaryota; Metazoa; Chordata; Mammalia; Primates; Indriidae. The record is from RefSeq and is a predicted model, not a curated record. The coding region runs from base 1 to 2640 and encodes 879 amino acids. Gene Ontology annotation, molecular function: single-stranded DNA endonuclease activity; damaged DNA binding; single-stranded DNA binding.
AUGGAGCCGGGAUCGCCGGCCCGACGGACGGCCAUGGCGCCGCUGUUGGAGUAUGAGCGGCAGCUGGUGCUGGAACUACUCGACACGGACGGGCUGGUAGUGUGCGCCCGCGGGCUCGGCGCGGACCGGCUCCUCUACCAUUUCCUCCAGCUUCACUGCCACCCCGCCUGCCUGGUGCUGGUGCUCAACACGCAGCCGGCCGAGGAGGAGUUUUUUAUCAAUCAGCUGAAGACAGAAGGAGUAGAACACCUCCCUCGCCGAGUAACAAACGAAAUCGCAAGUAACAAUCGCUAUGAAGUUUACACAGAAGGCGGUGUCAUAUUUGCAACAAGUAGAAUACUCGUGGUUGAUUUCUUGACUAAUAGAAUACCUUCAGAUUUAAUUACUGGCAUCUUGGUGUAUAGAGCCCACAGAAUAAUCGAGUCUUGUCAAGAAGCAUUCAUCUUGCGCCUCUUUCGCCAGAAAAACAAGCGUGGUUUUAUUAAAGCUUUCACAGACAAUGCUGUUGCUUUUGAUACUGGUUUUUGUCAUGUGGAAAGAGUGAUGAGAAAUCUUUUUGUGAGGAAGCUAUAUCUGUGGCCCAGGUUCCAUGUAGCAGUAAACUCAUUUUUAGAACAGCACAAACCUGAAGUUGUAGAAAUUCAUGUUUCUAUGACACCUGCCAUGCUUGCCAUACAGACUGCUAUACUGGACAUUUUAAAUGCAUGUCUCAAGGAACUAAAAUGCCAUAACCCAUCACUUGAAGUGGAAGAUUUAUCUUUAGAAAAUGCUAUUGGAAAACCUUUUGACAAGACUAUCCGCCAUUAUCUGGAUCCUUUGUGGCACCAGCUCGGAGCCAAGACAAAAUCCUUAGUUCAGGAUUUGAAGAUAUUACGAACUUUGCUACAAUAUCUCUCUCAGUAUGAUUGUGUCACAUUUCUUAAUCUUCUGGAAUCUCUGAGAGCAACCGAAAAGGCUUUUGGUCAGAAUUCAGGUUGGCUGUUUCUUGACUCCAGCACCUCAAUGUUUAUAAAUGCUCGAGCAAGGGUUUAUCAUGUUCCAGAUGCCAAAACGAGUAAAAAAGGCAAAAUGUCUGAAAAAGUGGAGAUUAAAGAAGAACAAGGUCAAGUGCUUAUUUGUGCAAGCGAUGACCGAACGUGUUCCCAACUGAGAGACUGUAUCACUAUGGGAGCCGAGACCUUCUUACUGAGGCUCUACAGGAAAACCUUUGAGAAGGAUAGCAAAGCUGAAGAAGUGUGGAUGAAAUUUAGGAAGGAGGACAGUUCAAGAAGAAUUAGGAAGUCUAACAAAAGACCCAAAGACCCCCAAAACAAAGAAAGGGCUUCUACCAAAGAAAGGACUCACAGAAAGAAAAAACAAAGAUUGACUUUAACUCAGAUGAUAGGAAAAUCUGAAGACCUGGAAGAGGAAGGCAAUAUUGAGGAAGGAGAUCAUAGGGAAAUAAGCAGUAGCCCAGAAAGCUGCUUGGAAGAAAUUAAGCACGAAGAUUUUGAUUUAAAUCUGUCAUCCGAUACUGCUUAUGGAAUCCUGAAAGAACCCCUCACAAUCAUCCAUCCACUCCUGGGUUGUAGCGACCCCUACGCUCUGACAAGGGUACUCCACGAAGUAGAGCCCCGGUAUGUGGUUCUGUAUGACUCAGAACUCACCUUCGUCCGUCAGCUUGAAAUUUACAGGGCAAGCAGGCCCGGGAAGCCUCUGAGGGUUUACUUUCUUAUCUAUGGUGGUUCAACUGAGGAACAACGCUAUCUCACCGCUUUGCGGAAAGAAAAGGAAGCUUUUGAAAAACUCAUAAGAGAAAAGGCUAGCAUGGUGGUCCCUGAAGAAAGAGAAGGAAGAGAUGAAACAAACCUAGACCUAGCAAGAGGAGCAGCGUCUACAAAUGUUCCCACUGACACUCGGAAAGCCGGUGGCCAGGAACAGAAUGGUACACAGCAAAGCAUAGUUGUGGAUAUGCGUGAAUUUCGAAGUGAGCUCCCAUCUCUGAUCCAUCGUCGGGGCAUUGACAUUGAACCAGUGACUUUAGAGGUUGGAGAUUACAUCCUGACUCCAGACAUGUGCGUGGAGCGCAAGAGUAUCAGUGAUUUGAUCGGCUCUUUAAAUAACGGCCGUCUCUACAACCAGUGCAUCUCCAUGUCCCGCUAUUACAAGCGACCUGUGCUUCUGAUCGAGUUUGACCCUAGUAAGCCUUUCUCUCUCACUCCCCGAGGGGCCUUAUUUCAGGAGAUCUCCAGCAAUGACAUUAGUUCCAAACUCACUCUUCUCACACUUCACUUCCCCAGACUCCGGAUUCUCUGGUGCCCCUCCCCUCAUGCCACCGCGGAGUUGUUUGAGGAGCUGAAACAAAAUAAGCCACAGCCUGAUGCGGCGACAGCAUUGGCCAUUACAGCAGAUUCUGAAACCCUCCCCGAGUCAGACAAGUAUAAUCCUGGUCCCCAAGACUUCUUGUUAAAAAUGCCAGGGGUAAAUGCCAAAAACUGUCGCUCCUUGAUGAACCACGUUAAGAACAUUGCAGAAUUAGCAACCCUGUCACAAGACAAGCUCACAAGCAUUCUGGGGAAUGCUGCAAAUGCUAAGCAGCUUUAUGACUUCAUUCACACCUCUUACGCAGAAGUCGUAUCUAAAGGAAAAAUGAAAAAAUGAACAAUGGUGGCUGUUUUCUUACCCCAAGACUGUGCUUUUCACCUGC